Molecule: messenger RNA, 381 nt
Organism: Rosa rugosa (rugosa rose)
Lineage: Eukaryota; Viridiplantae; Streptophyta; Magnoliopsida; Rosales; Rosaceae
Exons: 1
Coding region: 1-381 (126 amino acids)
Source: RefSeq, a predicted model, not a curated record
AUGCGGCAAGUUUGCCUAACGAUUAAUUCUAUGAGCAAGUUUUUACAGUCAUGGCAGUACGGUGUGUUCCGGCAUCGUCGGGAUGAGAUACAGGAAGUGCAACAGAGAUUACAUGCCCUGCUUAGUGCUCCUUUCUUUGUGACACAGGUUGAGGAGAAGAUAGUGUUAACUGCUCGCUUCCAUGAACUGCAGACCCUAGAAGAUACUGGAGACCCUAGAAGAUACUGGAGACAAAGAAGCAAGGUGGAUUGGUUAAGAGAUGGAGACCGGGACACUGCAUAUUUUCAUCAUCGGGCAUCUAAUCGAAGGCACUACAAUGCAAUUACUGGGCUGCAUAAUGAAGAUGGUCAGUGGGUUACUAGUUCUUACGAACUCGAAUGA